This is a messenger RNA of Syzygium oleosum, 1458 nucleotides long. RefSeq names its product putative RING-H2 finger protein ATL69. Gene Ontology annotation, molecular function: polysaccharide binding. Bases 109 to 1248 code for a protein of 379 amino acids. The transcript is spliced from 3 exons. The record is from RefSeq and is a predicted model, not a curated record. NCBI's taxonomy places the organism in Eukaryota, Viridiplantae, Streptophyta, Magnoliopsida, Myrtales, Myrtaceae.
AAUAAUCUCUCUCUGAAAAGGACAUGAACCUAUCUUAAUUUAGGAAAGAGAGAGAGAGAAGAAACUUACCUAAGUGCAACCCCAAGGCAUCUUCGGUCCGUGCCUCUGAUGGCUUCCUCUGCCAUCUUCAUCUCUUUCUUCCUCGGCCUCUCUCUCCAUGUAUCCGCUAAGAACCCCGACCAUAUAUGUCCGGUAAGAGUUUGCAAUCCUCUCGGACCCGAGAUCCGCUUCCCUUUCCGAGCAAGCGACUUCCAUCAUGAGCGAUGUGGCUAUCCGGGCUUUGAUCUCUCGUGCAACAUCCGAGGCCAAGCGAUCCUCCAAUUGCCCGGCUCGCAAGACUUCGUCGUCGACCUCAUCGAUUACGAGAAUCAAUAUGUCAUGCUCAAGGAUCCGAGCAACUGCCUGGCGAAGCGGCUUCGAAGCUUGACACUUUCAGGAUCGGUUUUCGUGGCGCAAGAGUAUGGGUACUUCACGUUUGCGAAUUGCUCGGGUAAUUUAUCGGUUUUCGGGAACGAACGGGUGGGCUGCCUUAGCGAUGGACGCCGCACGGUAGUGGUUGCUCCUUCCGGUUCAUUCUCUUGGUACUUCUCGAGGUUCCAAUGCCGUACUAAAUUAGUAUUGGUUCCGGUGGCGCAGCGAUAUCCCACAGAUAUAACUGAGAGUGUAGUCCUGAAGUGGGAUAUGCCGGACUGUAGAUCGUGCGAGAAAACUGGCGGGAGGUGCGGGUUCAAGGGUUAUGCGAGCUUCGAUGUUGGUUGCUUCGGUAAACACGGGCUUUCAAAGCAUGCCAAGUUGGGCAUAAUCCUCGGCGUGCCCUCGCUUCUUUGCAUGUCUGGACUCGCGUUCUACCUAAGCUCACGCGCUCAACUCUCCGGGCAUCGUGAUCCUCGCGAUCAACCUCCUAAUGGCAGCAACGGCGAGAACAACGUUGCAAAUAUCACAUCUCCUUCAAGCCCCUCGAGAGAAACUCGACGCGCCUCUGAUGGCGUCACAGGCAUCGAUUUAGCCACGAUAGAAUCUUAUCCAACAAUUGAAGUAGAUGAUGAUGGACAGGUGCCUAGGCCGAACGACAAUAUUUGCGCGAUUUGCUUGUCGGAGUACCAGCCCAAGGAGAUGCUUCGGACCAUCCCCAAGUGUGGACACUACUUCCAUGCACAGUGCAUCGAUCAGUGGCUCGGGCGGAACGCUUCUUGCCCAUUGUGCCGAGAUAACAAGGGGUCCUCCGAUUCGAUGACAGCAAGCAGAUGAAAGUAAAUUACCAUGUAGAUUGUAGAGGAACAUGGUAAAACACAGCUCUUGGGCAGUUUCCUCUUUUGGAAGUUCAUCUCCUCACGCAGCGUAAGUAUAUAUGCAUUGAAAUUAAUGAUUGUACAUGUGUAUUGUCGUAACUGUGGGUAGACUUUGCGGUGGCACCUAAAGGACUGUGAUUCAACAAAUUCAAUUGAUUCAUAUUUAUCA